Molecule: messenger RNA, 1585 nt
Organism: Gamsiella multidivaricata
Lineage: Eukaryota; Fungi; Mortierellomycota; Mortierellomycetes; Mortierellales; Mortierellaceae
Product: aldo/keto reductase
Exons: 7
Coding region: 74-1219 (381 amino acids)
Cellular component (GO): cytosol
Source: RefSeq, a predicted model, not a curated record
AUUUUUCACCUCUUUCUCUCCCCUUCACCUUCUUCUUCGCUCCAACACUCAUCGUCUUGUCCAAUUGACCACCAUGAAGGAUACCGCCGACAGUACCGCAAUCAAUAAAACCCUGACCGCUCUGGACAACUAUGUGCUCCUGGGCAAAUCCGGACUCCGCGUCAGUCCACUCUCGCUCGGCACAAUGACCUUUGGCGAAGAAUGGGGCUUUGGCAACAACAAGGAGACCUGCAAGCAGAUCUUUGACAUGUAUCAUGAGAAGGGAGGCAACUUUUACGACACCGCCAACAUCUACACCAAUGGCGACUCGGAAAGGUUUCUGGGGGAGUACAUGGCCGACAAACGAAGCGAAUGCGUGAUCGCUACAAAGUACUCGAUUAAUCCAUCCGCGACUGAAGCGCUCGCUGGAAGAUUUAGCCGACCCAACCCCAACGCCGGCGGCAAUCACCGCAAGAAUCUGGUCGAGAGUCUCGAUGGCAGUUUGAAGCGCCUUGGCACAGGAUACGUCGAUAUUCUUUAUGUCCAUCUUUGGGAGUACAGAACCCCGAUAAAAGAAGUCAUGCGUGCACUCGACGAUGUUGUUCGUGCCGGAAAGGCGCUUUAUGUCGCCGUUAGCGAUACUCCCAGCUGGGUUGUCUCAUCUGCUAACACCAUGGCGGACCUUCGAGGCCUGUCGCCCUUCAUUGGAUUCCAGACCCGCUACAAUUUACUGAACCGAUCUCUUGAGUCCGAUAUCCAGCCUAUGUGUGCCGAUCACGGUAUCGGCAUCGUGCCAUGGUCUGUUCUCGCCGAAGGCUUCCUUUCCGGAAAGCACUCCCGCGACCAAAAGGCCUCGGACAGCAAGCGUAAGGGACAAGUCAGCGCCCAUUUCAAGGACGACAAGAACUGGAGAAUCCUGGACGAAGUCAAGGCGAUUGCACAGGAAUGCAACAGAACCCCUGCUCAGGUUGCGGUCAACUGGACUUUGCAAAAGCCUGGCAUCACGUCACCUCUGAUCGGAGUUCGCACGCUGAAACAAUUGGAGGAUAACCUGGGCGCGCUGGAAUUCACAUUGACUGAGUCGCAGAUGGCCAGAUUGGAUCUGGUUAGCAACCCCAAGGAGUGGCCCUUCCCUCACGAUGUGGCUAGGAACUUGGAGAAGUUCACAGGUUUAGGAGUAAGCAUCGAAAUGCCGAAGCAGUUCCAUGCCCUACAGAAACUUCGCACUAGCAAAAUUUGAGUGGAUAAACACAUUGUUACAAAAUCUACCGCAUACGGAAAGAGACCCUUUUGAAAUGCAGAAAGUUAUCGCAUGCGCCCGGUUUUGUUACGAGUGGUAAUCCAAGGGCAUGGCGGCAUUGGUGUGAUGGUAUAUACGUAUGGAGGCGAUUAUUUUACUUUUACACAAACGCGCACCCCUGCUUCAUAUCCAUGGCUCCAAUUAAUCCAAGUGGAAUUGACUAAAAGUUCACAAGAAGGAUGGUGGUCGCUCAGGCGUAACGACAGCAGCAAUAUAUUUGACGCAGCAGCUUACGCCAUGCCUGUGAUGCUUGCCAUGCUAGUGAUGCUUAUGCUUGUGCUGUCGCAAGAUCUAGUUAUCACACCC